This is a messenger RNA of Plectropomus leopardus (leopard coralgrouper), 2901 nucleotides long. RefSeq names its product sirtuin 7 (gene sirt7). The record is from RefSeq and is a predicted model, not a curated record. Gene Ontology annotation, cellular component: chromatin; nucleus. Lineage: Eukaryota; Metazoa; Chordata; Actinopteri; Perciformes; Serranidae. Gene Ontology annotation, molecular function: NAD+ binding; histone H3K18 deacetylase activity, NAD-dependent.
CCGGCUUUGUUGUUGAGCUGCGGGUUGUGUUUGUAACAGCUAGCUACCUCUCAGCUGAUCUUUCACGGGAUGGAGGAGGAGGCAGACGCCGGUGUUUCUUCACGAGCCGAGAGGAAAGCGCUGGAAAGGGCCAAAAUACUUGAACGUGAGAGCGAGAGGCGGAUCUUUAGACAGGUUGGACGGGUCCUGAAGAAACCGGAGGCUGAGCGGUCGGAGGAGGAGGCCGCUGUGUUGCGGCUGCACAGAGAAACUGUGGAGGAGCUCUGCAAGAGACAAGUCCGCAGAAAUGUGCUCAAGAGGAAGCAGGAGGAGCUGUUUGAUGAUGCUGAUGAGCUGAAGAGUAAAGUCAGGCAGCUCGCUGUGGCAGUAAAACAAGCGAAACACCUGGUGGUUUACACAGGAGCCGGAAUCAGUACGGCAGCUUCUAUCCCAGACUACAGGGGCCCAAAUGGGGUGUGGACACAGCUACAGAAGGGACGGACAGUCAGUUCGUCUGACCUGAGUAAAGCUGAGCCGACGCUCACACACAUGUGCAUUAGGAUGCUACAUAAGGAAAAGCUGGUACAGCAUGUCGUGUCUCAAAACUGUGAUGGACUUCACUUACGUAGCGGUCUACCCCGACACGCGCUGUCUGAGCUUCAUGGAAACAUGUUUAUUGAGGUGUGUACAUCCUGUACUCCAGUCAGGGAGUACGUGCGUUUGUUUGACGUGACAGAGCGGACGUCGCUGCACCGCCAUGGGACAGGCCGCAGGUGCAGCCACUGUGGUGGAGAACUCAGGGACACUAUAGUACACUUUGGGGAACGUGGGACGCUGGAGCAGCCUCUGAACUGGAAGGGAGCUGCAGAGGCUGCAGAGAUGGCGGAUGUAAUCCUCUGCUUAGGCUCCAGUCUGAAGGUGCUGAAGAAAUACGCUUGUCUGUGGAGCAUGAACAGACCGGCAAGCAAAAGGCCCAAACUCUACAUCGUCAACCUCCAGUGGACGCCGAAAGAUGAUCUGGCUGUGCUGAAAAUUCAUGGCAAAUGUGAUGAUGUCAUGAGCCUCCUAAUGGAGGAGCUGAACAUCCAGAUACCUGUGUAUGACAGGGCAGAGGACCCCGUCUUCAGCCUAGCCACACCUCUGCGACCAGAAGAGGCUGACAGCCAUACUCGUGAGGUCAUAGCUCCGCUUGAUGGGCAGGAGGACUGUUUACCGGACGCUGGAGAACAGGGGGAGGAAACCACAGCUGUGCAGGGUGGCUGGUUUGGACGAGGAUAUGGCAAAGGAAGGAAAAGGAAGAAAAAAGCUGCAUAACUGGGAACUUACUUGACACAUAUGAUUUUGUCAAAUAUGUCAAAUGAUCAAUCCUAAUGUGGGAUUUGAAAUUUCAGUCCCAUAAUGAGGACGCGUUGGACUUCAGGGUGCUGUUAAGUCUUUUAGGCUGUGUUGGUAUCAUUCAGAUAAAUGCAGUUACUGUAUAUGUGCAUGAGUGUCUGUGGGAAUAUAUGUGUGAAGGGAAACAGUUUGAGUAUUGCUAUUUGAAAAUGGCACUUUGCACCGACAGAUUGGACAAAACAUACACAUAACAGCAAGAUGUUAAAGUGGUUCUAAUUAUGCUAAUCUCAGCCCAGUUCAGCUAUUUGAACCUGUAAGACAACUUUGAAUGACAAAACUAUGAAAUUACAGUCACACCCUGCAGGAUCAAACAGCAGUAAUGAGCUUUCCUCACUAGCACAGAACAUCAGUUUGAUUAAAAAAAAAUUCAAAAAGUCCAAAGAAAGUUUUAAAACCACCCACUGCAGUAUUUAGUCUGCUGCCCCUUUGUAUGGUCAGGAAAUCACAAACACUCAUAUUUCCAGCAGCAUGAAAUUUUUACAGGUGCUAAAUAAUCUCUAGAAGAUAAGGUCAUGUGGCAGACUAUAACUUUUGACUUUUGACUGUUUUUUAAAAUUUGUUUGUCUACAAAAUUGGUAUUGGUGCAUUGCAGGUACUAAUUUAAUGUGCCAUUUGCUAGACAUAAAUGUUCGUUGAAAUACUGGUGUCUAAAGUUUAAGUUACUGAAUAUAUGCUCAUGUAAAGUGGUUUUCAUCAGGUGGACCACAAGUGAUGAGGCGUUUAUGAGUCGCCAGCGUCAGUAGAAUAACGGCAGUGUACAAAUGGCCAUUUUUCCAUUUGAUGUUGCAGCGGCUUUUACUUAGAAGAGAUUUAAAGAGAUUCGGGUGGCCAAACAUUUCUACAUGUAUUCCUUAGAGUAAAAUAUAUUUUUGUAGCAUUUUUCAGGUGUUUAAAAACUUGCAUUUUUUUGAAUGUACACUUUUUAACAAAACAACACUUUUGUUUAUUUUUAAGGUCUUUCAGUUUACUUAAAUUACUUCCUGAACUCACAGUCUAUGGUCAUUCUGCUGUCAUUCAUCCUCAGGUUUACAGGCGUGGUAGUACAGCUACUACUGUACCUCACUUAACUGAUGUUGAAUUUGCCUGUGUUUACAUUUUUAUCUCAACUUUUCUGCAGUUGAUGCAGAGAUUCUGCUGCUGUCAUUUCUUUAUCUAAAGAAGUAUAAGAAGGUGAUUUUCUUUAUUUUUUUUUUUUACUUAAAUUUUGACUAGUUGUCAUGUCAAGUUACUGUUUACUUAAAUGGUUGAAAACAUCCAAAUAUGUGUCUCUAUUAAUUUGUCUCAGGAAGAUCCAGUGUUCAUAAUUUCACCCUGUAUCUCAGUAGUGUCAUAGGUUAGUAAAAGCCAGACUAACCAUCAUAAGCUAGUAUUCAGCAUUCCUAAAACUCUCACCAGUAUUAAAACUGGAUGUGGAGACUCCUGGAUAUUCAUUGUAUUAAAAAAAAGAAAAGAAAAAUAUGCUAUGUUGUGAUGCAAAGGCCCUUAUUUUAAGCUAAUUUUCUCUGUGCUGGCCUUUGCUUUAAAUAG